Molecule: messenger RNA, 165 nt
Organism: Exophiala dermatitidis NIH/UT8656
Lineage: Eukaryota; Fungi; Ascomycota; Eurotiomycetes; Chaetothyriales; Herpotrichiellaceae
Exons: 4
Coding region: 1-165 (54 amino acids)
Biological process (GO): protein insertion into mitochondrial outer membrane; protein import into mitochondrial matrix
Cellular component (GO): mitochondrial outer membrane translocase complex; mitochondrial outer membrane
Source: RefSeq, a predicted model, not a curated record
AUGAUUCAAUUCUCCGAAGAGACAAAGGAGCGCAUCUCCAAGAUCAUCGACAUUACUCGUGAAGUGGUCCACUAUGGCUAUCUUCCCUUGAUUCUCUACUUGGGUUACACACGAAGUGAACCAAAGCCGGCUUUGAUCAAUUUAAUCUCACCUUUCGCGAACUAG